Trifolium pratense (red clover) is the source of this 560-nucleotide messenger RNA. Its product is annotated as cytochrome c oxidase subunit 5C-2. The record is from RefSeq and is a predicted model, not a curated record. The transcript is spliced from 2 exons. The coding region runs from base 190 to 384 and encodes 64 amino acids. Lineage: Eukaryota; Viridiplantae; Streptophyta; Magnoliopsida; Fabales; Fabaceae.
AUAUGGGCCAAUAUGUGAGCCCAAGUUCAUUUAGAUUGGGCUUAGAGAAGUGCCACCGUAGUCCAAGCGAAGUACAUAUUCUUCUACCUUUCCUCUCAACAGAACACCAUCGACGCGAAUUCGCGACGAAGAAGAGAUCCCCAAACCUCUGUUUCUUCUGAGUUAACAAGCUUAAAUACAAGGAAGCAAAUGGCUGGUCCUCGGAUUGCUCAUGCUACUUUGAAAGGACCAAGUGUGGUGAAAGAGAUUGUUAUUGGAUCAGUACUCGGAUUAGCUGCUGGCAGUGUUUGGAAGAUGCAUCACUGGAAUGAACAGAAAAAAACCAGGGCCUUUUAUGAUUUGCUGGAAAAGGGUGAGAUUAGUGUCAUUGCGGAGGAAGAGUAAAAUAGGUCAUGUUUUGUGCCCUAAUUUUUGCUCCCUUCAAUAUUCAAUUGUUUCAUAAAAUGUAGAUGUAGAUGAGUUGAUUCCAAGAAAUAAGUUUCUUGUACUGAGCUGUGAACUAUAUUUUGUUGGCCUGUGGAAAUUUUACAAUGCUUUAUUUGUUUGCUUUUCCUGGUGGA